AUGGUGUCUCUUACAGUUGGCGACGUGUCGGGCAUGAUCGCUGCAGCGGUGUUUGUUUUGCAGUUGUUUCCCCCGCUGGCGAUUCCGGUUAUCUUAGCUGCUUUUGUGAGUGAUACAAAUUCUGUGAUUACAUGGUCAGUCCUAGGACGACUAUUGCAUUCUUCACACUGGCCUACCAUCCUGAGAACGGAGACCGCCGCCUCAUCGCGGGUCGAAAAGCGGAUCUGGUUCACUUCGAAUUUGCAGACCGUAGCCUUAGGCAUAAUAUCAAUUGCAUCGAUUGUCACACCGCUAGGGUUGUAUGAGACCAUCGAGCCCGCCUCUUCGCAAACUACGACAUCGUUCUCGUAUUUUCAGGACAUAUCGGCCUUUGGCCAUGGCACACCUCUAAGGCCUAAUGCACCAUUUACUCGACGCUGUGCCUCGGGAGCCUGUCCCGGCGCUUCGACGAGUCAGAACUGUUCAACAACAGGGCUGCUUACAACAUGCAACUCAACAACUGACGCUAGAAUACCUAUAGAUCUACGGAAUCUAUUCCGCGACGGUGCGGCCGCUUUCAGUCCUUCGGUAUCGAGCAUAUUUGACAUACAAUGGCGAACAUAUUUGAGUAUAAAUGACACGAGUCAAUAUUUGGUAGGAAACGUCCGACCGCUAUCGAUCCUGAUUCUUGACGAAAAUAUCCAACUGGUCGAAGGACUCAUUGUAGAUAUGGAGACUGGAGGAAUUGGCUUUCGCAACCAUACCGGCCCGGCGUUAACGAGCACCUACGGAAGCACCUGGCAAGAGGAUAUACUGUUCAUUGAACCCGAAACCGAAUGCGUGAAUUUGAACUGGACGAUUGAUUUCGGAGUUGAUUAUCGCGACUCCUAUCCUCUCCCAAAUAUGGUAAAUCCAGUAAUAACCGACCGCGGAGGCUUUUCCAAGCUGCAGCGUCCCGCACCAUCACUUAACGCAUCUAUAAACGGGCAAGGGGAUCUCGGCUUGGCAGAUCGUGCAUACAAGGCUGCGUGGCUCAACAAUUUUCUGACCUUGGCGUAUUACAACGGAACAGAUCCAGACCCGGGGAAUAUCACUCGUAUGGAUGUGAAAGAUGGGCAAGUAUUUCCUUUUCUAUCAUCUACCCCGGCCUUGGUGUUUGAUGCUUUCCAAUAUGUCUGGACAAAUAUGACAUAUGGGUGGUAUCUUCCAUUUAACCAAUCGAACACAACUGUCAAUCCGGUUAAUGGGGUUGGUGUAGAUGAAUUUGCAGCCAUUAACCAGAUGUGUGGGGGGUCGGCAUAUGACAGCCCCGCCAGUAUUGACACCAGUAUAGUAGGCUGUGCUCUCCUUUACGGCGCUGCUUAUCGAACAGACGGCGGGAAUAAUCUGAUUCCAGACCAAGGGUCGCAGUGGUCUGUGCCAAUCCACAGCUGCGCGAGUGCUCUUAAAAGCACUGUCCGAGCAGUUACCUUCCAAUACAACGGGACGGGCCUCCCAGCACUUACCGUGAGUUCCGCGGUUCCCAAGGUUUACCAGAAUGUCUCCGAACUUCCUCGCUGGGCAGUCGAAAAUCUUGACGAUUUCUCCAUAAACGACGCAAAGCCAGCAUGGGGAGUGGUAGGAACAUCGAACUCGAGUGCUAGCCUAUCAUCUUCAUCAUACAACAUGUCUACAGUCGUCGCAGAGAGUCUGUAUCUACCAGGUUAUAUGGACAGUUAUUAUAGCCUCUUGAAUGGUCCUAACGAUAUGAGUACUAGUAUUUACAAUUUUCCCGGGGUGACAUUCUAUCAACAGGCUUUAUUCAGUGCGCUGAAUGUUUUUCCUAUCGGAACAAGGAACUACGCAGCUCAGUUACCCGACUAUACAGGACGUACCAGCCUUGCCUUGUUCGCCAAAUGGCAAAAUAUGUCCCAAUCUCUUGAAGGCACCGCAGGAAUAAUCAAUCUAAUCUGGACUGAUCUAGCCGCCAGCCUCGUGGUAGGCACCAAAGGAUGGGGACUGAAUGCGAGUAGUAUUCGCUACCGAAUACCGUAUGCGGUUCCGGCAAUUGUGGUUCUUAGUAUCGUUCUGGCUCUAAUAUCCACUCUGGUGGUCCUCCUGGUGCUGCAUAGAACCGGAUCUCAGAGAAUGCGCCGUUUACUUGAUGCUACUGCUGCUGGAAGAAUAAUGGCUCUCCUGUUGUGGCCGAAGGAGAGUGAUGCGGCUUCAAAGGAAUGGGUCCGUGACGUCCAGGAUCGAAAAGUUAGGAUUACAAGUGAUGGUAUUUUUGGAGAUGAUGAGGAUCACCAACCUGACACAAAAACUGAUACAACUGAUUCAAGCGGAGGCGUAGAAAUGAAUGAAACAGCGGAGUCUACAAUGGUCGCGACUGGUCGUGACCCCUCCCAAGGAAAGGCUAGACUCGCAGCAGCAGGAAGUGAAGAACAAAGUAAAGUAAUUCGAUGA
This is a messenger RNA of Talaromyces proteolyticus, 2424 nucleotides long. RefSeq lists its product as uncharacterized. The transcript is spliced from 5 exons. The record is from RefSeq and is a predicted model, not a curated record. Bases 1 to 2424 code for a protein of 807 amino acids. Lineage: Eukaryota; Fungi; Ascomycota; Eurotiomycetes; Eurotiales; Trichocomaceae.